Molecule: messenger RNA, 834 nt
Organism: Eremothecium cymbalariae DBVPG#7215
Lineage: Eukaryota; Fungi; Ascomycota; Saccharomycetes; Saccharomycetales; Saccharomycetaceae
Gene: OAR1
Product: 3-oxoacyl-[acyl-carrier-protein] reductase (NADPH)
Exons: 1
Coding region: 1-834 (277 amino acids)
Molecular function (GO): oxidoreductase activity, acting on the CH-OH group of donors, NAD or NADP as acceptor
Source: RefSeq, a predicted model, not a curated record
AUGCAGGCUGCAACUACGGCAAUAAUUACUGGAGGAACCAGCGGGAUCGGUCACCAAUUAGUGAGAAAGGUAAUCUCCAGCGGGAUGUCAUGUAUCUUCGUCGGAUCCAGUCCUGAAUCAGUGCAGGAGUCUCUUCAUAUGCUCAUCGCCGCUAACGACUUCCCCAAAGACAGUACAACAAAGCACCAAUUUGUAAGGGGUGUGUCCAUAGAUCUUUCGAAUUGGCCUUCCUGGACCGCCGAACAGACCUUCAAAAGUUGGGAGUUCUCCCCAACCAACUGUAUCAUCGGCCCGUUUACAACGCCCUUGUUCAAUGUUUCCCCUAGAAACCCGUGCGGCCCCUCACAAAAAUACACCUAUAGUCUUCUAGUCAACUGUGCUGGGAUUACCCAAAAGUCACUAACCCACAGAUCCACAACCAUCGAUAUGGCCCGCAUCAUGAACAUAAACCUCAUGUCGUUAAUGUCCCUAACUCAACUAUCCGUCCGCCCUAUGCUCAAAUCACAACGCAAUUCCAAGGCAACAUCCCCAAUAAUUGUAAAUGUAGCCUCCUAUCUGGGCCAUCCAGAUACACAUAUCCUCCCAGGAACCGCAAUAUACGCCGCUUCAAAGAGCGCAGUCCUCCAAUACACCUAUUCUCUGCGUCCGGAGUUGUCCCGGCUGGGCAUCCGCAUUGAGGCUAUCGCUCCAGGCAUCGUACGAGGCACUAAAAUGAUCGAAACACUCCCUCCAGAUUCCCAGAAGAGUCUGCUACACGCCAAGCCACACCUACAAACCACACCACACGCUGUUGCCGACCUUAUAUGGUCAAUCUAUUGCUCAUCUCCUGUCUAA